AUGCAGAUAAAAUCGGCGUUGCCAACUAAUCUGUUGAAAAUUUCAAAAGAAAAGUAUUUGUCGAAGAUUAGAAAAUCAAACUUCACCACUAAUUUCACGAUAAGGUGGUUAUCGGGUUAUGUGGUUAAGUAAACAACAACAAAAUGCGUGUUAGAAAGUCGUUGCAAUUUUACUAAAUGGCAGCACAAAAAAUAAAUAAAAACUAAGCGAACGGCAUUUCCAUUAAAACCAGAAUAAAAAGCAUCCAAAAGCAACAAAAAGAAUCAAAAAUCUGCAAAAAUCAACAAAAAUCAUCAAAGUAAUGUCUACAGAAAUUCGAAAGCGCCGGCGAGAAAAGGAGGUGAAAAAAUGGACGGAAGCCGAAAUCAAAGCCGUGCUGUCCUAUAUGCAGAAUCACCGAAACGUCGAGAAACCAACAGCGAAAAUCUAUUACAGUAAGUUGCUUGCAGCGACAAAAAUUGAAGCAACGUGGAACAUCUUAAAAUGUAAGAUUCGCUAUUUAAAAAGCCAAAUGAAAUCGGCAGACCACUGGCUAAAUUCCACGGGCGCUGGAGUAGAGGAUGGCGUUGUGGAGCGGACUGUGAUGGAUAAAGUGCUUAAAAGUUGUCCGCAUUACAAACAGUUAGCGGACAUUUUUGCUACGGAGAGGGAAGCUGAGGUGGUGGUAAUGAGCUCCUCUGCAAUGGAACUCGACUCUAUAGAAAAUGUUGUGGAUGAUUUGGAAGACCCCGAACCCGAAGCGCAGGAAGAAAAUGACAUAUCUGUAUUGGCAUCUGCCUCAUCUGCGGCCAGCCCGAUUGUAAAAAAAAUUAAGCCAAAACACCAAAACACUGCCAUUGACAAACUGGCAACAUUAGAAGCUGAAAGAAUGAGAUUUCGAGAAAAACAGCUUCAAUUUGAAAUAGAAAAAUUCAAUUGGAUGAAGCAAGUUGAAGCAAACAAACAUGAAAAUGAAAAGAAGAAGAUCGAAAACGAUUUCCAAAAACCGCUUCAAUUUGAAAUAGAAAAAUUCAAUUGGAUGAAGCAAGUUGAAGCAAACAAACAUGAAAAUGAAAAGAAGAAGAUCGAAAACGAUUUCCAACUUAAAAAAAUGGAGUUGGAGCAGAAUGAAAGAAUAAGGAAAUUAGAAAUUGAAAUGAAGUAUAAAAAUAAUAAUAUAAAUAACCAAUAA
This is a messenger RNA of Bactrocera neohumeralis, 1171 nucleotides long. RefSeq lists its product as uncharacterized. The record is from RefSeq and is a predicted model, not a curated record. The transcript has 5 exons. NCBI's taxonomy places the organism in Eukaryota, Metazoa, Arthropoda, Insecta, Diptera, Tephritidae. Bases 302 to 1171 code for a protein of 289 amino acids.